This is a messenger RNA of Magallana angulata, 2709 nucleotides long. RefSeq names its product guanine nucleotide-binding protein G(o) subunit alpha-like. Lineage: Eukaryota; Metazoa; Mollusca; Bivalvia; Ostreida; Ostreidae. The transcript is spliced from 10 exons. Bases 164 to 1243 code for a protein of 359 amino acids. Gene Ontology annotation, cellular component: heterotrimeric G-protein complex. Gene Ontology annotation, biological process: adenylate cyclase-modulating G protein-coupled receptor signaling pathway. The record is from RefSeq and is a predicted model, not a curated record. Gene Ontology annotation, molecular function: G protein-coupled receptor binding; G-protein beta/gamma-subunit complex binding; guanyl nucleotide binding.
UAAAUUGUUGCCGUUUAAAUACACAUGCUUUCUGUGUUUACAUUGCAUUACAGGUGUAAACGCGAGCGAGAUAAGAUACACACAUGCAGGAUUUUAAAAUCGUUUUUUAGCAAGUUGGAAUAUUUUUGGUCACAGCUGAGAUCUUCAGUAUGUAGCUCAGACUAUGGGCCAGUGUCUGAGCCUAGACCACGAGGAACUGAAGGCCCGGGCUCGCAGUGAGGCCAUUGACCGAGACCUGCAGACCUGGGCCAAGAAAGACCAGAAUGUGAUCAAGAUUCUCCUACUGGGUGCUGCAGAGGGAGGAAAAAGCACCUUGGUGAAGCAGAUGAAGAUCAUCCACAAUGAUGGCUUCUCUUAUGAUGAACUGCUGUCAUUCAAGCCAGCUGUUCUGGACAACUUACUAGGUUCCAUGAAAUAUGUCCUCACUGGAAUGGGUUUGCUCCGGAUAAACCUGGAAAAUCCCAAAAACAGACAACAUGCACAGGUAAUCCUGACCUGUACCUGCUGCUUUGACAAGCGACACAACAUGAUCUCCCCGGUGUACAGCGCACUACGGGCCCUGUGGCAGGACCGAGGGGUCAGGAACGCAGUGUCCAGGGGGUAUGAGUACGAGCUCAAUGACUCUGCAAUAUAUUACUUUGAAAACAUGGACAGGAUAUGUAAGCUUGAUUUUGUGCCAAAUUCCAAAGAUGUGCUUCGAGUAAGAGUUCGGACAACGGGUGUUCUAGAAACCUGCUUCAAAAUUGAGAAUGUUGUAAUCAGAAUGUUCGAUGUUGGAGGUCAGAGGUCAGAACGAAAGAAGUGGAUUUCCUGUUUUGACUGUGUCAAGGCCGUCCUGUUUGUGGCAGCUCUUAGUGCUUAUGACAUGUGCUUGUACGAAGAUCCUGAUGUGAAUCGUCUUCGAGAGAGUUUAAAUUUGUUUAAGGGGAUUUGCAAUAACAGAUUUUUUAGAGAAGCAGCUAUGAUACUCUUCCUAAAUAAGCUUGAUUUGUUUAAAGAUAAAAUUCGCUAUUCAGGCAGACAUCUUAGACUCUUCUUUGAGGAAUUUAGAGGUAAAGACAAAGAUGUGAAGUCAGCAGCUAUGUUCAUUCAGCAACAAUUCAUCGAUCAGAACAUUGUGUCCAGUAAAGUCAUCUACCCCCACUUCACCACGGCAACAGACACCAGCAAUAUCCAAGUGGUGUUCCAGGUCGUCAUGGACUCUAUACUCAGAGACAAUCUCAGAAAGGCCUCCAUCUUAUAGCUCUCUACAAACUGGAAAAAGUUCUACAUUCCUUGUGUUUAUGUGAUAAAUGUCUUCCAGCUGCAGAUUCAAAACCAUGUUUCACUUAUUGACAUAAACUAUAUUGAAAUAACCAUUCCAUGCACUUCAAUUCCGUGUUAUGAAAUUUUUAUUGUACUUAACCGCAAUGAAGCCAUCUUUGCCAUUUUCUUCACAAGAACAAACCAUGUUUGUUUUUUAGUUGUGAUUUACAUGAACUGAUUGCAUUCCGUACUUAGGAUCUAUGCAUGAAAUGCAGAUAUAGUGAGGACAUGACAUCAUUACUGUUUGCUUUUCCUCACCCCUUCAUCAAUCACACGCCUCAAAGGUUUCGUCUGUGCUGAAGUGUUCUCAAACUUUACUAUUUUGAAAGCAUUCUACAAUACUGCCACUCUUAAAAUUGUUUCUGUUCAUAGCGUUUUGUAAAUCUUUUUUAUUUGAAUUCAAGUGUUGAUAGCUCAAGGGAGCGAACUGUGGAAGUCGCCUGAUCAUGUACUUAUGCUGAAUGUCACAGCUUGCUGUUUUUGUCUGUGUGAAAUUAUGUUACCCUAUAAACAUAUAUUUUAACUGAUCUCAAGCCAUGAUGUACAUAUUCGUAUUUAUUGAUAUUGUUUCUCUCUGUUGAAACAUACGUACAUAAGUUUAUGCACCCAUCUCCUUUUACUGCUGAGAGAUUUAAGUUUGAAAAAAAAGAUAUAGGGAAUUAGUUGUGGUCUCAAAAUAUUUUAAUUUGUUGACAUUUUAUAGAUUAUGAAAUUUUUAAGACAUUGUUUUUCUGAAAUUGGAUAUGUUAUGAACAUGUUUUCAUUUUAACGCUUGUUGACUAAUUUUACAUUUUAUAGUGCUACUUUCCAAAAGAGCUACUUUGAGUGUUUUGCUUGUUGUUUUAUUGAUUUAUAUUUACCAGAAAAAAUCCUGUUUUUCCAAAAAUGCAAUUUCCACACAAAAUACACACUCUAAUUAUUUUAAAAUGAUUUUUUACUAGGAUGAACUCAUCUCUUCUAAAUUUUACUUGACUUUUGCUUACCUCAUUUUAUCUACGCAUUUUGUCAAAUAUUAGUUUUAUUCCAAAUCUUUUUUACAAUUCAAAUUUAAAAAAAAAAAAAAUCCAAAUUUUUUUUCAAAACAUGCAUACUAAUCACAUCAGAUCUUAAAAAAUUGUUCACUACCACAAGUAUAGAGUACUUAUUUUUCUUGUUGUUAAUUAAUUGUUAUUAUAAAUCAAGGAUUUUGUAGAAUUUUUAAAAAUUUUGGUCUGAUGAUUCUCUUGGGUUUCAUUGGCUAGUCUGUCAUUGUAAAAACUCAAAAUGUUACACAGGUGCUCUUCAUUAACCGCAGGGUACUUAUCGCACCUGUAUAACAAAAUUAUUUAUGUUAACAAAACAGUUAUGCUACAAAAUGUCUUUUUUAUACUAAAAGGGAGAAAAAAAUAAAUAUUAACAUUUGAA